Messenger RNA from Rotaria sordida, 1603 nucleotides. The record is from the annotation of a GenBank genome assembly. NCBI's taxonomy places the organism in Eukaryota, Metazoa, Rotifera, Eurotatoria, Philodinida, Philodinidae.
AUUUUUAGAAAUAAUACUACACAACCAUUUGUAGUUAAUCAAAAUGAGCAAGAAAAUGAGCAACAAAAUCGACGACAACAAUAUACAAGUGCACCAUUUAGACGUCGUCAACGCCGCAAUCGACAACAACAAUAUCGUCAAAAUGAAUUUGUUAAUAACAAUCGAUUUGCUAUAUUUGCUGAUGAAAACAAUAAUGAUCAAAUUGAAAUUGAUUUAAUUAAUGAAGAACCAAUAAAUAUUAAUAAAAAUAAGAAGAAAAAUUCUAAAAAGACCCGAUUAUAUCUCGAACCAAAUCGAAUGCUACGAUGGUUUGAAGAUAAAAUUAGUUCAAAAAAUCAACCAUUAAAUAGUCGUGGUAAUCAAGCAUUUUUAUUAGCAGCAGCUCCAAUUUAUGAUGAAUGGGUCAGAAAUAAUUAUGAAUUACAAGUUUGGCAAACAUACUUGAAGAUGGGUACAGAGCAAAAACAUUGGGCUAAAGAAAUCGUACAACGUACAAAAAAACGUGAUAAUAUAACAAAUACUCGUUUUGUACAAAAGAAAAUUAAUCGAUUAACUGAAAGUAUUGCUCAAGCUACUGCUACCAUCUCAGACUUGCAAAUUCAAUUAACUACAUAUUGGACACAAGUUAAUGUGGAGAAAUUAACUACAACAAUAGCUGAAAAUGUAGCAACUAUUGUAUGUGAAAAAAUAAAUAAUAAUAAAAAAUCAAUUACUACUACAACAACUGCUCCUGCAGCAGCAACAAGUCCUACAGCAACACCAUUACCUACAGCUACAAAUACUCUUAAAAAUCAAGUUCGUGAGCCUAUAGAAAAAUUAGAAAAAUAUAUAUUAAAAUACGUUUAUACAUAUACACAACAUGUCAAGAAAAUGGCCGAAACUAAAGUUCAAUUAGCCAAAGCUCAAUCAGAUGAAUUUAAAGCUUUAGAAGAAUUUGAACAAAUAGCUACUCCAUCUCAAUGGAAUAUUCAUUUAGCUUUAAAACCUAGAAUAAAACUUUGGUCAACCAAAAAUAAAAAUUACUUGGCUGCUCUUAAACGUGUCGAAUAUGAUAUGCCUCCAAAAUUUAUUGAAAAAGUUGAUUUAUCAUUUAAAAUUGAUGAAUCUAUUAUUAAUCAAGAUGAAGCUCAAGCUACAUAUAAUCAAAUGCGUCAAAUUACAAAAGAAUUUCGUACACAAGCAAUGACAUUAUAUGUACAAUCCUUAGGCAGAGAAAAUGAAUUAUUAUCGAAUGAAAUUAAACGUAUUAUUGAAGGCUUUCCUCAAGAAAACGAUGAAGGAUUUGAUGCUGAGCCUGGACAUGCAGCAUUUAAACAUUAUCAUAAUUUACGAGAAAAAAGAUUAAAUUUAGAAGCUGAACAAUCGAUUCAUUUUUUAUCCGAAGAGCGAGUCGAGGGCGACACAAACGAUCCGGUAGAAACCAUUGCUCCGACUCUAAUUCGAUCGCUGGGCGAGGAAUUCUUGCUCCAGCCAUAAUUAAUCAAGCACAAAUUCAAUUAACCGAGGAAGAACAUGAAUUACUAAAAUUAGGCCCUCGGUUUAUUUACAAUGAUCCAAAAAACGGCAUCUCGACGACGUACAACUGAGUUGGCUACUCUUAAAC